UAUACCUUAUUUCAGCAGCUGCUGAAAAUGCUUAUGAGAAGGUAAAGCUGUUACAGUGCUUCUGUUUCAGUGUCUUAAAUCGGGAUAUUUCACUGCAGUAAGGUGCUGGGCAUUGGAGCGGACUGAACUUGGCGCCAUGGCGGCUUUGUGUGCCAGAGUGGUCAACAAGAGGAGGGAGAAGAUCACAGCUCUGCCCGUGUACCACAAUGGACAUCUGCUGAAAAAAUACACAGGAGAGAAGGAUUUUAGGAAUUUUUUUGCUGAGCUUCGAGGAUCUACGCUUUUCCUGUAUGAAGAUGACAACAAUGAAAUGUAUUCCGAACGUGUGGAGCUACACACCCUGAAGGCGAUGGAAGUGGACUCGCCCCACAGCAAGAUUGGCCCAUCUGUUUACACCCUCACCCUGCUCAACGAGGAAGUGCAGCUAAAGUUCGAUAAUCCAAACACUGCAGAAGAGUGGAGAGGUUUCAUCAUGACUGUGGCGACGCUACAGAUACCCAGAAAGCUUCAGCUGCUCCCCGGUCAGUUGUUGACACUGAAGACGGUCCUAGAGAAGGAAUGUCGGCGGACUGGCCGUCUCCCCUCCCCUGUCCCGGUCCUCCCCCGCACCCCACGUUCUCCUGUGUCCCCCGGCACGAUGACAGAUGACACCCUCGCUGACUUCCCAUCCUGUUUCUACCAUGUGUCACGCCAGGAGGCAGAACAGAUGCUGGAGGACAACCCUGAGUAUGGCAGCAUCAUACUGCGGCCUUCUGCUGGUGGCAGCAGCUAUGCCAUCACAAUGAGACAGAUAUUCCCCAGGUCUGAGUGUUGCCAAACCCUUCAACUGUCAGCAAAAGCUACAUCAUCACAAUGAGACACAUAUUCCCCAGGUCUGAGUACUCUCACACACCCUUCAAGUGACAACAACAGCUACAUCAUCACACUGAGACAGAUACUCCCCGGGUCUGAGUGUUCUCAAACACUUCAACAACUACAUCAUCACUAUG
Messenger RNA from Megalops cyprinoides (Indo-Pacific tarpon), 989 nucleotides. RefSeq names its product signal-transducing adaptor protein 1-like. Gene Ontology annotation, biological process: cell surface receptor protein tyrosine kinase signaling pathway; positive regulation of B cell receptor signaling pathway. The transcript is spliced from 6 exons. The coding region runs from base 137 to 856 and encodes 239 amino acids. The record is from RefSeq and is a predicted model, not a curated record. Gene Ontology annotation, molecular function: protein kinase binding; signaling adaptor activity. NCBI's taxonomy places the organism in Eukaryota, Metazoa, Chordata, Actinopteri, Elopiformes, Megalopidae.